Penicillium crustosum is the source of this 3003-nucleotide messenger RNA. Its product is annotated as class I SAM-dependent methyltransferase. The record is from RefSeq and is a predicted model, not a curated record. Gene Ontology annotation, molecular function: methyltransferase activity. Bases 1 to 3003 code for a protein of 1000 amino acids. NCBI's taxonomy places the organism in Eukaryota, Fungi, Ascomycota, Eurotiomycetes, Eurotiales, Aspergillaceae. The transcript is spliced from 6 exons.
AUGCAGCCACUUCAACCUGACUGCGAUACACAGUCGUUGACUGACAGUGUGAUGGAUUAUCCUGUCGAGAAUGGAAGAACCUAUCAUAGGUACCACGAGGGAGCCUAUGUAUAUCCCAAUGAUGAACAGGAAAUAGACCGCCUGGACAUGCAACAUCACAUGUUCAAAAUGGCGAUGGACGGAAAGCUAUUCCAAGUUCCUCUCCAAGACCCCAAGCAUAUCCUUGAUAUCGGCACUGGCUCAGGGAUAUGGCCAAUAGAGAUGUCGGCCUUGUUUCCAAACACCGAAAUCAUAGGGACAGAUCUCUCCCCAGUACAACCAACAGAAGUUCCGCCAAACGUCCAUUUCUUGAUUGAUGAUGCCACUGAAGAAGAGUGGCUAUGGAACAAGAACUAUUUUGAUUUCAUUCAUACCGGCCACAUGACCGGGGCCAUGCCCUCGUUCAAGCGUGUACUACGACAGGCAUUCAAACACCUUAAACCGGGAGCAUACAUGGAAUGUCACGAGCUCGAUCCCAAACCAAAAUGUGAUGAUGGUACCAUGCCCCCCGAGAAUCGAGACGGGGGAUACAGCGCAUACGCCAUGCAUGAUUGGGUAGACCUUAAUAUACGCUCAGGUCGCGAUGCUGAUCCACCAAGACAAUUCCGAAUCGCUCACCGGAUUGCACAGUGGAUGAAAGAUAUAGGAUUCGUCGAUGUUGAACAACGACUCUCCAAAAUCCCCACAAAUACCUGGCCCGAGGACGAAAAGUUAAAGACCAUUGGUGCUUGGAGUGAGAACAAUUGGCUUGAUGCUCUGUCCGGGUGGUCAUAUAAGCCCUUUCUUGCACUUGGCUGGUCCAAACCUGAAAUUGAGGUUUUCCUCGUUGAUUCAACGGCGCCAUGGGAGCUGCGUUCCCGGACCAUUGGAGGCACGGCGACGCCUGGCGAAACGAAGAAACACCGCUCUGGCAAGCAUAGGGGAGGCCCGGCUGAAGAUAUCGCGUGCUUGUUUGGCCGCAAUGGGAGGGAACACAUGAAAUGGACUGACCAUCCAUGGCAGAGAGCGCCAUUCGAAACCCAAAGUUUCGUCGAUCACUCUUUCGGUCCUCCUGAAGUACCUUUUUCUUUCUCCGACCAGAACCCGGAGCCUGGACCCGAGCCCAGCGAAUUUCAUACUACUCAUCCUCCUCCGUCAUACCUCGCUAAGGGGGGCCAAGCUACACGUGAACAGAUGCUUGAGGGAUUCUUGGAUGGGAACAAUUGGGGCAUUGAAGAUGCAAGAGACUUCACUCGUCGGUUGAGAAUUGACCUCCACCGGGAGCCGCGAUACAGCCGGCAGAUAUUCGAGCGGUUACUUGCUCGUUCGGACCCAGACCUUACAGAAGCAAUUGCAUUCCUGGAUGACCCAUUUUUGAAUACCCGCGGAUCCGGGAAUUACGCCGCAGCUGUCGAAAUCUUUGUUCGAACGAAAACGAAACGCGGCAAACGAACCGCCGUUUUAAAUGCGAUUAAUCGGGCGUUGGAAUUGGGGUUGAUUUCGACUGAUGAGAUCUGUCUGAUCAUUACCGCUUUACCGAAUAUCAUCGUCGAACGAAACAAGACCCUGGGAUCAUGGGACCACAAAGCUUUGUUGAAGCACUACCGGGCGAUGUGGAAAGCUAUUGGGUGCUGUAACAUCCUCGGUUAUCACGAUUUGGAUAGAAAUAUUGUUGAUGCUUGGCUUGGAGAGCUUCUGCGUAUUCGCAGCUUUCGUUUUGCUGAGGAACUCAUCAUCGAAACCCAUGAUGCAGACCGUCGCAGCCAGUGGCCUUCUGCUUUGGUUCAAGCUUGGUUGGAAAGCAUGGAUGUUGAUUCGGAGACAAGCUUACCGUUUCCCGACAAGAUAUUCAGCCAGCUUGAUGUUGACAGUGCAGCGGACUGUGUCAUUCGUGUGACAGAGUCAUUGGCAUCGUCUUCAGCAGACAGGGUCGCCAGAAACCAAUUGCUUGAAAGAUGGCGGGAUUGCCUCGCGAACGCCGAAGUCAUUUCGACCGUUGCCAAUUCACAAGUCUGGUUCGAUUUCCCUCUGCCGUGCGUUCAAACACAAAUCAAGCAUGCCCCUUUGAGCCAUUCAACUCAACGUCAAAUCAUUUUGCGACUCUGGCUUUUACGAACGCUUGGUCGAUCUACUGGGCCUAUGUACAAUCAGAGUGCAAGAGCAACGGAUCGACCGAUCUAUUCAUUGCUCAAUCUCUACCAAACGGUGAUACAAGAUACCAGCGGAACAUUCUAUCCAAAUUUCAUGCGAGAAAUCCAUGACCUCGAUCUCCCAUACAACAGCCUUCUGCUCCUAGCCUUGAACAAAAAGGGCAAAACUUCCAUUACCAAAACAACCCGCAAAACCCUCGAACAACUGGAAACCUCCCAGCUUUCCCUAUCAGAAGUAUGGACAAACCCAUCCAUAUACAAGGGAAUACAAAAGCUUUUCCACACCACAUUCGACGAAAUGUUCCACCGCAUGAACCUCACCAGCCCAGACACAGUUGAAGAAAUCCUGAACGUUGUUCGAUCAGGAGACUCAAAGAACAUCUGGCCCAUCCUCAGACUUCUCAACAACAACACCCCAUUUAAGGUCAGCCUCCACAAAGCCUGGCAGCCCAUUCCACACCCCGACGAGAAAGUUCUCGUGCGAUACCACCCAGCCCCGCGGGACAGCCGAUGUCCCGAUCCCCAUGCUGCGGUCGACCUCAUAAACCAGCUGGCAGUUGCGCUUUCCUGCUGCAGGCACUUGACCCCGUGCCAGUCUUUCCAUAUGGUUCACUGGCUUUACGGGUAUCUUCGCAGACACGGCGGGCCCGUGGAUCCGGAGUUCGUGCGGGCCAUGUAUCAUGCUGGUGUUGUCCGAUACCGUCGUGAUGGCCGCCGUAUCUCGGCUACUCAGUAUGAAUACAUCCGUUGGAUCGUCGGCAAGUUUGAAAGCUCUGAGGUUAUUGAAGAGCUCACUUCUCUGCCUCAGAUUGGUGAAUCGAGGGUUGAUCGGUAG